AGCCGGUGUGGACCUCGUCUUUGCAACUGGGCAAGGGCAUUCUCUCCCACUUCUACACGGGGAGCAGCUGAGCAAAUGUGUCAGGGAGACCACCCUGUGUGCCAGGCACUGACCGGCAGCUUCCUCAGCUUCCGGCAGCUGAGGUCGUCUCUAACUCAGGGUGCGGGCAGCUAGGAGCCCGCAGCAGCACGCAGCUCCCUUCGCUCACGUGGAAAGAAGCUUUUACCGCUGGAGUCUGCAACCAGAGCGCCCGCAAAGCUCCAGGUCCUGGGCAGUCAGGCCUACCUGCCAAGGUGCCACCCAAGCACUCGUAGCCGUGGACAGCUCCCUCACCGCGCGGUCCAUUCCUCUGCAGUGAGCAGACUCGUGUUCAGCCUGCAUCUGUCGGUGCGGCACCGGACACCAAGUCCUCGCCAGCGCUCACAGAACACGCGCUCCCUACCUCCUCCCUCUGGGCGCCCCCGCCCCUCGCUCACCUCGGCUCACUCCAGGGGCGACUUUAAGGGAUUCCCUCUCGGACGGCCUCUGCAGCAGCACAUCUGGCCUCAUUCACUGCACGGCAGGCAUGGAUCUCCGAGGAAGAGCCGUUCUCAGCUGGAACAGACUUGGAGUUCUCCUGAUGCUGUUCCAUACAAUGGCUCGAAUCAUGGCAGAACAAGAAGUGGAAAAUCUCUCAGGCCUUUCCACUAACCCUGAAAAAGAUAUAUUUGUGGUGCGGGAAAAUGGGACGACAUGUCUCAUGGCAGAGUUUGCAGCCAAAUUUAUUGUCCCUUAUGAUGUGUGGGCCAGCAAUUAUGUUGAUCUGAUCACGGAACAGGCUGAUAUCUCACUGACCCGGGGAGCUGAGGUGAAGGGCCGCUGUGGCCACAACGAAUCGGAGCUGCAGGUGUUCUGGGUGGAUCGCGCAUACACGCUCAAAAUGCUGUUUGUAAAGGAAAGUCACAAUACGUCCAAGGGACUCGAGGCGACGUGGAGGCUGAGCAAAGUCCAGUUUGUCUACGACUCCUCCGAGAAGACCCAUUUUAAAGACGCAGUCAGUGCUGGGAAGCACACGGCAAACUCACAUCACCUCUCAGCCUUGGUCACCCCAGCUGGAAAGUCCUAUGAGUGUCAAGCUCAGCAGACCAUUUCACUAGCCUCCAGCGAUCCUCAGAAGACAGUCACCAUGAUCCUGUCUGCAGUCCAUAUCCAGCCCUUUGACAUCAUCUCUGAUUUUGUCUUCAGUGAAGAGCAUAAAUGCCCAGUGGAUGAGCGGGAGCAGUUGGAGGAAACUUUGCCCCUGAUCUUGGGGCUCAUCCUGGGCCUCGUCAUUGUGGUAACGCUGGCGAUUUACCACAUCCACCAAAAAAUGACUGCCAACCAGGUGCAGAUCCCUAGGGACAGGUCCCAAUAUAAGCACAUGGGCUAGGGGCCAUUAGGCAGGCAGCCCCAAGCCCCACUACCCCAGCUGGAUCAGGCAGAGAAACAAAAGCACUUUACUACCUUGUACAUGGGAUACACCAACAUAGCCACAACUUAACAGUCCUGGGUAUCCAAGGCUUGCUUGGCCGGCAUCCAUGCUUACACCCAGGGAUGGAGGGAUUUUUUGGAUUCACGGGGUGAAUGGCAGUUGUCCUCUCCAUGCUGGGGAAUGGGAACAGAGGAGGUCAGCCAGCUUUCACAUUCAUGGUGGCUUGGCUUUGACUCUUGAAGGAGCAACACAUACGACUCAGAGGGGUAUCUAGACCCAUAGUUUACAGAUUGGGAAGACAUCCCUUUUGGGAAGACACCCCUUUAGGUUCAAAGGAAUAGGGGGUGCCUUGCUCCCUUGAACACAGUUGGCUUACCCUACACAAUUGUCAAUGAACACAAAAUACAACUUCAUGCUCCCUACAGCAAGACCCUUGAAAGUGAUCCAUGCUUCUGGCUGGCAUUCUGCAUGUCUAGUGAUUGUCUUGGGAAUGUUUCACUGCUACCCGCACCCAGUGACUUCGCAGCACAAGAACCCGUUUAAUGUAACUAUGCAGAGUUGUUUGGACUUCAUAGUGCACCAGGUCCAAGUAAGGGGACCUGAAGAAUCAAUCAAUCCAUGUGAGCUUGUUCUUCAAAAUGAAUUAAAACACACUACACUCUAAAGUGUGGCUGCUUUUUUGAAACAAGAAAACAAACCUAAAAUGGUUUCUUUGGCAUCCAGAGGUGAGAGAAAUGAUAAAAACAGGUUUUCCAUUUCUGCAAGAGGAAAAGCAAAGAGAGGGUAGAGAGGCUUUGAAGUGGAAGUUGGCCUUUCCAGGUGAAAAACCAUAGAUUUAUUCUGGCAAAUAGAAGUUGUUUUAUUUAUGGCACCUCUUGAAUAAUUGGUCUGAUAUUGCUUCUGAUGCUUUCUGGUCUUGAGUUUGGUAUUUCACUUUGGAUUA
Messenger RNA from Phyllostomus hastatus (greater spear-nosed bat), 2393 nucleotides. It is a transcript of the gene LAMP5, whose product is annotated as lysosomal associated membrane protein family member 5. Gene Ontology annotation, cellular component: membrane. NCBI's taxonomy places the organism in Eukaryota, Metazoa, Chordata, Mammalia, Chiroptera, Phyllostomidae. The record is from RefSeq and is a predicted model, not a curated record. Bases 566 to 1408 code for a protein of 280 amino acids. The transcript has 7 exons.